AUGAAUCUUAUUCAUAAUCAUCACAUGGUUGAUGAAAAUUAUCAAUAUUUUAUGUCUAAUGAACAAAGUAUUUCUGAUGAUGUUAAGAAAAGAAUAGAAAUAUUACAGCAUGCUGGUGUAGAUAUUACAAUAAUUCGUUCAAUUUUGAAAGAAGAAUUUGGUGAUUAUGUUACAUGUGUAUAUAGUGAUAUUUAUAACUUUAUCUAUAAAUUGGAAGGUUCUGGAAUAAAUAAAAAAGAAUUGGAUGACAAUGAAUUUAUAAAAAUAUUAAAACAGUUUAAGCAUGAUGAUAAAGAAUUUCUUUAUUUUACUAAUAUUAAUAAAGAUACAAAUCGAUUAGAAUGA
This is a messenger RNA of Funneliformis geosporum, 345 nucleotides long. The record is from the annotation of a GenBank genome assembly. NCBI's taxonomy places the organism in Eukaryota, Fungi, Glomeromycota, Glomeromycetes, Glomerales, Glomeraceae.